AUGUAUAAAAUUCAGAUUAUAUGCAAAACUCAAUAUCAAGAUAAUUUAGUAAAAUAUACAAUAAGUUGGAUUGACAAUAGUAAAACACAUCAAUAUGUUACAAGUUAUAGUUCUGCAAUGAAUGUAAAUGACAAGUUUUUACAGAAAUUAGGAAAAUUUAAUAAACGUAUUUCAGGAGUAAGAUUAUUUGCUUUUGAUUUAAAAUAUUUGAAAAAGCGAUGUAAUUCUUCAAGCGCAUCUAAAAAAAAACCUUUAAAAGAACUAUCUUUAUUACGUAUACAUAGAUGA
Molecule: messenger RNA, 288 nt
Organism: Scutellospora calospora
Lineage: Eukaryota; Fungi; Glomeromycota; Glomeromycetes; Diversisporales; Gigasporaceae
Source: the annotation of a GenBank genome assembly